This is a messenger RNA of Camellia sinensis, 978 nucleotides long. The record is from RefSeq and is a predicted model, not a curated record. Lineage: Eukaryota; Viridiplantae; Streptophyta; Magnoliopsida; Ericales; Theaceae.
AUGUGGAUGACAGGGCAGAAAAGAAAGCUGUCGGCCCCAGAAGGAGCCUGCCGGCAGCCUGCUGACCACUUGCCAGCCAUCAACGUGAAGAACGUCCAGAUUGUUGACAGCUGGCUUCCACUCACUGCCUUAUCUUCUACAAAAGGGUUCAGCUUCGUGAUUUCUCUUCAGAACUUCAUUUCAGUCUCAAAUUCUUCCAAAAAUGAACCAUUUUUCACCGAAAAACUCUUGGAUUGGAUUGUGACUUUAGACGGCUCGGAAAAGAUCAAACUCGACUUUGCUCCUAAUUUGGGAGAAAGUGUUCCUUUCAAGCCAUAUUUGCACCGUUAUCAUGUACCCUACAAGGCAUCCCAGAGUACUUCCCCACUUUGGUAUUCAAUUAAGCGUGCAUCGACAUAUAUCAUUGUUCUUUCUUCUUACUCAGCCUAUGGGAAAUAUACCCCGCAAUACAAAUGGCUUGAACAAGAGCUCCCAAAGAUUAACAGGUCUGAAACUCCAUGGAUCAUUGUUAUUCUACAUGCUCCAUGGUACAAUAGCAACCACUACCAUUACAUGGAAGGAGAAAGUAUGAGAGUCCAGUUUGAGCCAUGGUUUGUUCAACACAAAGUUGAUAUUGUGUUUGCUGGCCAUGUUCAUUCCUAUGAGCGUUCAGAACGCAUAUCAAAUGUUAAGUACAACAUUACAAAUGGACUGAGUGGACCGGUUAGAGAUAGUUCCGCUCCAGUAUACAUAACAAUCGGUGAUGGUGGAAACAUUGAAGGCAUAGCUGACAAUUUUAUAGAUCAACAACCGAGUUAUUCUGCAUAUCGUGAAGCAAGCUUUGGGCAUGCAAUUCUUGAGAUUAAAAACCGAACUCAUGCUUAUUAUACUUGGCAUCGUAAUCAAGACAACGAGCCCGUUAUAGCAGACUCUGCGUGGUUUUUUAAUAGGUUCUGGUAUCCCGAGGAUGAAAGUAGCAUCAAUAACAAGGAAGCUUAG